CGGGUCGCGGCGGGCGGAAGUGAGUGGAACGUUGUGUCGUCCCCGGGAGCGAGUGGAACGUUGUGUCGUCCCCGGGACACAGAGAUACAGCGGUGGCGGCUGCAGCCCCAGCCCAGCGGCCUGCAGGUACCUCUCCUCACCCUGCAACAGCGGCACGGCCUGCAGUUCGAGACCUGAAGGGGAGGCCACAACAUGGCAGGUUUGAGGAUUUGAAGGUGCCGACCCUGAAGUUUGGGUCUUGGGACCAGUCUUAAGACAAAGAAGACGGAUCUUUACUUGCAGAAACAGUGAUUUAAUCGGGAGGACGUCGGUGAGUCCUGACGGAACGACGAGACUGGCUUAAGGUCUACACGGGACAUCAUAAACCUUGAGAUCGGGUUUGUAGCUGAGCCGCCGGAGCCCCACGGGGACGUCGGGCCCCACCGGAGCCGCGGACCCCCCACCAGGCUUCACCCCUGGCCUCCACCCCCGGGACAGCAUGAGUCAAGAGGUGCUCAACUCUGCUGCUGUUCCUCUCUAUGCCGAGGACAUCCAGGGAGACGGACGCUGGCACUCACAGCACAGUCGUUUCGUCUUGGACUGCAAGGACAAGGAGCCCGACAUUCUCUUUGUGGGUGAUUCCAUGGUGCAGCUUCUCCACCAGUACGAGAUCUGGAGGGAGCUGUUCUCGCCUCUACACGCGCUCAACUUUGGCAUCGGCGGCGACACCACGCGGCACGUACUCUGGAGGCUGGAGAACGGGGAGCUGGAAAAUAUUAAACCCAAGGUGGUCGUACUCUGGGUGGGGACCAACAAUCACGAGCACUCGGCAGAGGAAGUGGUCGGCGGGAUCGAGGCGAUCGUGCAGCUGAUUAACGGCCACCAGCCCCAGGCUAAGGUGCUGGUGUUGAGUCUCCUGCCCCGGGGGGAGAAGCCGAACCCACUGCGGGAGAAGAACGGGCAGGUGAACCAGCUGCUGAAGAGCUCCCUGGUGAAGUUCCCCAAGAUGCAGCUCCUCAACGUGGACGCGGGCUUCGUGCACUCGGACGGCACCAUCUCCCACCAUGACAUGUUCGACUACCUGCACCUCACCCAGAUGGGCUACGCCAAGGUGUGCAAGCCCGUCUACGAACUGCUGGUUCAGCUGCUGGAGGAAACACCCGAAGAGAAGCAGGCCAACCUGGCGUGAUCGCUUCACGGUCCUUCCCCCUCUCAUCGCUGGAGCGGAGCCAACUCUCGAGACCCGUCACUGCCUGGAGCACCCAAGUAAAGGCACCUUUGUUGUAUCAGUACAAGUGUAGGGUCCUCUCCGAAUUGGAUGCAUUCAUUCCCCAUAGCAAAGCAGUCCAUGCAUUAGAGGCCACAGCGCAGCUAAAUAUAUACAUUGCUCUUUUUACUGUCAUUAGGCAAAAUGUCUUUCCUAUUAAAACAUAAGUGUGUGUCUGCAGUAAUUAGCCAGUGGUUUUCAUGCGGUAGAAUCAAGCACUCAUGAAUCGCACUGAUUUUAUAGCUGAUUUGAUAUAACGGGCCCACUUCCAGCCAACUCUCUUUUAAACAUAGAGCAGCCAGAGUAGUUAAAAUAUUUCCUUCUAUAUGGUGCAGAGUUCCCUUGUGUGUGUAUAUAGUUUCUCCACUGGGUGACACCAGUCUACAUUGCUGUAAGUAAAAACUACCCGGUGUGGAGUUGCCAUCUAGUGGUAGUGAGUGGAACACACAAGGGCCCAUCACACCAGGCUUGCACAUUGACAAUAUUUCCUGCAUUGUGUAAAUAUAGUAUGUCACAGGGGGGGUGGGGGGGGGGGCUUUCUAUUCACAUCUCCAAGUUUUUAACCUGUUGUAUUUGAAUCGGAAGGAGAAAAAUCCUGGUGCCCGUGUUGAGACGUUAACUGGUUCUGAUACAGUUUGCCCGAACAAGAACCGACGACACCUAAUGUGAAGGAAGGAACUGCAGAUGCUGGAUACAGACAAAAAAAGCUGGAGUAACUCAGCGGGACAGGCAGCAUCUCUGGAGAGAAGGAAUGGGUGAUGUUUCAGGUUGAAGCCCUCCUUCAGACUGAAACGUCACCUAUCCCUUUUCUCCUGAGAUGCUGCCUGACAUGCUGAGUUACUCCAGCUUUUUGUGUCUGUAUCAGCCAUCCUAACAUGGGUUGCAAAGUGAGCCUUUAGUUCGUUUUAAUCGCUUUUAAUGUCCUCCUCCCAGCAUUUUAUUAUAGUUCCGGUUCCCCCUUACUUGUGCUGCGGGGAAAGUGAUGGCUCGGUCCGUGUUUAGACACCUGCAUGACGUUGUCUGAAUCUUCGAGUUAGUUACUGCCGACCCAGAUUCUGGAUGCUCCAUUGCAGUUAAGAGGUUUGCAGCAAUUGCAUAAAAUGCACGGCUUCCCGCCCGCGACAUAUCGUAAAACUGCAGCGUUGCACAGGGUUGAGGUUCCUGACAACGCCAAACCAUCCGCCAGAAUAACGUGGCUGCCGCUGUGUUUACGGGCGGGUCAGGUGAUUAAAUCAAUGAGGACACAAGGAACUGUGGAUGCUUGCGUGGAACACAAGGUGCUGCAGUAACUCAGCGGGCCAGGCAGCAUCUCUGGAGGACAUGGAUGGUUGACGCUUCCCAGUUUGAAGUACGGCUCCUGGCCUGAAACAUCGCCCAUCCACGUGCUCCACAGAGGCUGCCUGACCCACUGAGUUACUCCGGCACUUUGUGUCAUGGUUAAAUCAGUGAUUUGCAGGGCAUUGAAUCCAGGAGAAUAGAAGAGUGUUUAGAAUGAGUUAGGACUUGGCCCCUCUGAGGAAGAAUAAAUAUCUCAUCGCCCUCGUCUGCAUGCUGACUCUGACUUUACUAUGUGGCUUUUGCUUGGGUUCGCUGUGGGCAAAGAGAAAACACUAUUUACCCUGCACAGUUUGUCUGCAGGCAUCUUUGUGUGUGUGUGUGUGUGUGUGUGUGUCAGGGAGAGGAACGAUCUGUGCGAGCCCCUCACAUUCUACUUUAAGUUGGAUUAAUUCUGCUAAUCACGGGAAGCAAAUGCUUGUGCUGAUUUUAAAACUCUUUUUGUCGCUUAAUCUCCACUGAUGCUCUUUGCCGGGAUCAUGUCGUGCAGGGCACUGUAAUGUAGUACGUACCCAUUGCAGGCUGGAAUUCACAUUUCACACCAACCUGUUUUUGUUUCCUUCCAUAGCCUGAGAAAAAUUAUUGUUUUUCUAACAAGAAAUCUAAGAAGGAAAAAAAAAAAUUCUUCUUUUAUUUAGGUUCCUUAUUUUUAAAUCCUGAUUGAAAAAUACUCAUUUGUAACCAAGGCCUCUGCACUGAGCCUGGUGAAGGAAUGCGCGCUAAUGCAGGCUGUGGGUUGCAGGAUCCACUGCAUCACUGCGCCUCCCAGUGGUUGAACGACCCCACUCCACCUAGAAGUGCACAAGUUAUCCAGUAUUAGCAUUGGCAGCUUACCCCAUUAACCCUGCACUGAAUCAGAUACCUGCCUGCUUUCUGAAACACCCCUGGCAGCGCUAAGCUUGUAUUUUAACUUCCUGCCCCCUUUCAAAUUCUUAUGGAGUUGCUGCCACAGACUGGCCGCGUUGUCGGUGGGGUAGUCACUGUGGGGUUCAUCUUCCACAUUAGUUCAACGCUUUUUGGAAAGGUUUGCAGGUCGCAAUAGGACUGAUUCCCAGAACUGGUCCCAGUGUGGGCAGGGCUGACAGUGUGGGGCCCAGGAUAGGCGUGAGAUGCUUAUAACGGGUUUGGUAAAGAGAAAAAUCGGUCUUUGCGAGAAGUACGGGUAAGAGACCUCCACACACACGGGCACUGUUUAGAUAAAAACACGCACUCCACAGUAGAGAUGCUUCACUUAAGGAGGAAAGUAGACCAUGAUCAACUAAAUCCUUUAAAUACCUACAUGACGGGCUUUAUAGACACCUCGAAUGCGGCCAUUGCACUUUGUGUUUUUAGAUGCCCGGUUUAUUGUGAUAUAUUUUUAACUUAAUUCCGGCAAGUUGUGUGGCUUUGGGCAGCCCUGCUCUCGACUAUCACCAAGACGUCACUCUUGGUUUGAGGGAGGGAACACUGCAGAAGGACUCUGUAGCGGCAUUGCUCCCGGAAAUCUAAUGAGAUAAUGACUUGCUUUGGCUACUUUGAGCCCGAGUUCUUCGGCAAAACCGUGAAUGCCAGCCGCGAGCCACUCCAGCGAAGGGGGUCACUUGUAGAUUAGUCACUUGCCAGCGUGCUGUAGAUUUUCCUGAUGAUCUGUGUGUAUCUUCAGCGGGACCGAGUCUGUUCUUGUGCGGGAAGGAUUAACAAUUUGGUGUGUGUGUGUGUGCCGGAUAAGGUAGUGACUUCAUGUAAUUUAUUACCCUCCAUCUACAUUGAAUGUACCUGAAAAUGCCCGAGUUUAAAAUACAUUGCAUUGCAAGAUGCAUUACUGACCUUGCAGCCUAACGAUAAGAUAUUUUGACAUUACACAAUCUUCUGAAAUCCGCAACGUAGAUGUUGACGUCAAAUUAUAAGGGAUUCCUGCACGUACUUCCUCCCUGGGUACUUGAGCAGAGUCGUAGAUUUGCUACACAGGAGGAGGCCAUUUGGCCCAUCGUAUCUCCUGCUACUUGGAAAAAGAACUCCCCGGUCUAAUCCCACCCAUCGGACAUGGUCCGUAGUCCCACAGUUUGCGGCUCACCAAGUUCACACCCAAGUUCCCCAACUUAAAUUCUGGGUAAUAAUGAAUGGAGCAGCUUCUACAAGACUACAAGCUCGUAAUAGAGGGUGAAUGUAUACUUUGUAUGGAGAAAUGUUCCUUUUACAGAGUCCUUAAUUCCAAGGGUUUAUUCUCUUCCAUUCCCCAUACGCAGAUAAAACGAUACAUUAUUUUUUAAGCAUAUAUGGUUGUAGAGGGCUAUCUGAAACAUGGGACCACGUUUGUUGGCACACUACAUGGAUUGGGAAAUAUAUCCUCCAAUUGCUUUUAUGAACCUCUUUCCUCCCUGCUCAUAUUUUACGAUUGGCAUGUAUGAUCUCUGCAUCAGACUAUGCUUCCAGAAACACAUUGUAUAGUGAUGCUUGAUAAAAACUGCUGUAGCCAAAUACUUGUCUGUAAUAUUCAAGAGUGAAGAAAGCAUACAGUACUAUUUGUGUCUUGUUUUGAGUGACUCGCUGAAUGGUAGUGUGUAUAUGCUUAUUUAAUAAACAAGAAUGUGUAACUGUUAUCAGAGAUCUGAGCAGUGGUGUGUUGUGCUUCCACGUACUGUCAUUUAUGCUUCCAUGUAAUACUGUAAUAUUAAAAAUAGUUUGAAACUUU
This is a messenger RNA of Amblyraja radiata (thorny skate), 5252 nucleotides long. It is a transcript of the gene pafah1b2, whose product is annotated as platelet-activating factor acetylhydrolase 1b, catalytic subunit 2. The record is from RefSeq and is a predicted model, not a curated record. The transcript is spliced from 8 exons. Gene Ontology annotation, molecular function: platelet-activating factor acetyltransferase activity. NCBI's taxonomy places the organism in Eukaryota, Metazoa, Chordata, Chondrichthyes, Rajiformes, Rajidae. Gene Ontology annotation, cellular component: cytoplasm. The coding region runs from base 479 to 1168 and encodes 229 amino acids.